AACUGAGAUUCCUGCAGAGAAGCAGCAGCAGCAGCAGUUCUGUCCCCUUCAAGUCCAUCAACCUUCUCCUGAAGCAGGGAGCUUCAUCAUCUUUCCUUUGACUCUGUUUUCUCUCUGAGCCGCCAUGAAUCCGCCCUGUGGGAGAUGCAACAAACCGGUUUACCCCACAGAGAAGAUCAACUGCCUGGAUAAGUAUUGGCACAAAGGUUGUUUCAGCUGUGAGGUUUGUAAAAUGGCUCUGAGUAUGAACAACUACAAAGGCUUCGAGAAGAAACCCUACUGCAGCAUGCAUUACCCCAAAACGUCGUUCACCAUCGUGACCGACACGCCCGAGAACCUGCGUCUGAAGCAACAGAGCAUGCUCAACAGCCAGGCGCUCUAUAAGGAGGACUUUGAGAGGAACAAGGGGAAAGGCUUCAGCGUGGUGGCCGACACGCCGGAGAUGCAGAGGGUGAAGAAGACGCAGGACCAGAUCAGUCACGCACUCUACAAGGAGGACUUUGAGAAGAACAAGGGGAAAGGCUUCAGCGUGGUGACCGACACUCCGGAGCUGCAGAGGCUGAAGAAGACGCAGGACCAGAUCAGUAACAUCAAAUACCACGAAGAGUUUGAGAAGAGCAAGGUUCGCAGUGACGCACCUCCACCUGAAAACAGACAAGACUAUGAAGAGCAGCCCUCCAACCCUGGAAGAUUCAGUCAACCUGCAGGACAAGUGCGUCCUGCUGCUGUAGCUCCACCUGGUGGAGGGAAGCGCUACCAGGCCAUGUACAGCUACGUGGCAGCAGAAGCAGAUGAAGUGUCUCUGCAGGAAGGCGACCUGAUCCUAGACGUGGAGCCCAUCGAUGAAGGCUGGGUGUUCGGCUGUAACCAGCGUACAGGACAGCGAGGGAUGCUGCCGGCCAACUACGUCCGACCUGUGUGAGGCCGGCAGGAGGUCCGCUGAUGCAAUCAGGCUUCUACUGUAAAUCACCUUUUACUCAUGAAACAUGCUGUUUAAAAGCAUCCCUGCCUGGUUCUGCUUUGCCUUUUUUUGUCAGAAAUUUUAUUUUUAAAUACAAUUAAAGAGGUACUUCUUAAAGACUGUUGAAAAGUGUCUCCAGGGGAAAACUAUGAUACUAAAAGCACUGAAAUGGAAGCUUGUCUGUAAUAAAUUAUCCAAAGUAGUGAGUAAACAACUUCAAAAACA
Molecule: messenger RNA, 1186 nt
Organism: Stegastes partitus (bicolor damselfish)
Lineage: Eukaryota; Metazoa; Chordata; Actinopteri; Pomacentridae
Product: LIM and SH3 domain protein 1-like
Exons: 8
Coding region: 125-922 (265 amino acids)
Cellular component (GO): focal adhesion
Molecular function (GO): actin filament binding
Source: RefSeq, a predicted model, not a curated record